Molecule: messenger RNA, 2652 nt
Organism: Lactuca virosa
Lineage: Eukaryota; Viridiplantae; Streptophyta; Magnoliopsida; Asterales; Asteraceae
Source: the annotation of a GenBank genome assembly
AUGGCUUGCGUCGGAGGCCUCCUGCUGCCUUCUUUUCUUCUUUUAUUUGCGAGAAUGAGAGAAGGGGAAGAGUUAAGGGAAAGAGUUGUGGGUGGUGUGCUGAUCGACGAUGGCAGGAGGGCAAAAUGGGUGGUGGCAAUGUUAAAAAAAGGGAAUGUAGAUAGCUCAAGGAAGACACGGUUAUCUUCCAAAAGAGAAAAGGCGAAUGAGGUGUCGCAAACACGUUCAAAGACAUCCAAAAAAGCAGUUAUUGAACAACCAAAAGUGAAGCUGAGGGUUAAGGUCAAAACUGUAAGUAAGAAACGUGAACUAUCUGAUGAAGAUGAUUCAGAUUUUCAGAUUCGUCCUGGAUCUUCAAAGAAACCAAAGAGAGAAACUAAAGUUUUGAAGAAAGAUAAAAAAGUUGUUGUUAUAAAAGAAUUUCCUUCAUUGAAGAAUAGAUGUUCACCCGGGUCAUUGUUGGGUGUUAUUCAAGGUUUAAGCAGAGAACAGAAGGAUUGUGUUAGGGCUAUGGGAUUUGGGAGUUUGUUAGGGAGGAAGAUGAUUGACGUACCGUUGAAGAUUGUUCAGUAUGUUCUUGAUCAUUUUAAUUUUGAAUCUUUAAAGGUGGAGUUUGAUAAUUGUGAAGUUAGUGUUGAUAGUAAGUCUGUUCAAGAGAUAUUAGGAUUACCAUCUGGUGGCUCAUUACUUUCAAACAUGGAAUACAUUUCGGAGAAUAAUGAAGAGAGCUGUAUGUUUGAGUGGAAGAAACAGUAUGAAAAUAUUGAUAAAUUGAGAUUGAAACAGCUAAAGAAUGAACUUGUUCAAACUAGUGCUGCGGAUGACAACUUCAAAAUCAUUUUUUUGGAUCUUUUUAUUAAUACUUUCUGUGAGUCUACAAGCAUGGGUAAAUGUAAUCUGAAUCCAUUGUAUUUAAUCAGAAGAGAUACUGAUUUAAGUAGCAUUGACUGGUGCGAUUACAUUGUGGAUUGUUUGGUAAGGACGAAGAAGGUUUACAAUCCAGUGAAAGAAUCUUCUUUCUUUUAUGGACCAGCAGCAUACCUUAUGGUACAGAAGAUAAGGUUUCUUGAGGAUAUUUUACAAGAGAGUGGAGGACUUGGAUGUGGACAUGUUAAUGAAGCAUAUGUUGAAGAAGAAUUUCAAGAAUCUAAGUAUAAUGAGGAGGAAUCUGGUGGUGAUGAGGUUGAAUCUGAUGGUGAAGAGGAUUUAUGUGAUGAGGAUGAAGAAGAUUUUGAUGUUAAUAAAGUUAGUGAUGUGGAGGUGUAUGAAAGUAAAAUUUCAUAUUUAAGCACAAAAAGUUUUGAUUUCCAUUAUGUUUCACAAAAAUAUAAAGAACCGAUAUUAACACCUGUUUUUGUUCAAGUUAAUGAUGAAGAUUAUGGGAAUGAUUUUCUUAAUGAUGAUGAAAAUGUUGAAGAUUAUGAUCAAGGGAAAUUUUCUGGUGAUCAGGGGGAUGGAAGUGGUCCACAUGAGGGCAAUAUUGGUAAAAAACAUGUUGAAGGUAAAGGUGAUGAUGAUGAAGAUGAUGAACAAGGAAAUGGAAGUGGAUGUAAUAAAGAAGAGGCCAUGAAUUUAAAUUAUGUUGUCGAAAAUGUUACUAAGAGUGUGGGUCUAAUUGAUAGCCAGGAAGGUACUGAUGGUUGUUUAAAUCAGGAACUAGUUGAAGAUGAUGUGAAUUUCAAUUUGACUGGUAUUGAUGAUGGGACUGUAAAUUUAGGCGAGGAUGAUCAUAAGAAUAAAGUAAUUUCAGAUCAUACUGUUGAUAAAGUUAUUGUAGCAAAGAAGGAUGAAGAAGGUGAAGAUGUUGAAGAUUGUUCAAAUAAAAAUAAAGAUGGAGAAAAUGUUGAAGAUUGUUCAAAUAAAAACAAGGAUUCAAAUGAGACUCCGUCAUUGAAAAAUGAUAUUGUUCCAAGUUUUAGUCUUAGAUUUAGUCAAGAUUCUGAAGGUUCCAAGAAGUCAUCUCAAAGUCAAAUUUCUUCUGAACGGAUGACAAAGAAAAAGAUUAAGGAUAGAGUUAUUUUGGGAAAACCAAGUGCUGGUCCAGAGUGUGUUAUUCUAAAUGUUGAUGUUAUUGAUGCUAGUCCAGUUUCUUUUGCACCCUCUUUGGGUACAUUAGAAGGACCAUCAAAACAUGUUUCUGGCAAACCUAAAGAUAUAAAUGAAGAAGCAACAUCAACUUUGUCAUUUGAAUAUACUCAUUUGAAUGAAACUGCAAAAUAUAAAGUUUUCAAGGACAGCUUCUCUCGCAGUGUUUCUGGUGAUAGAGACUUGAAGGUUUUGAAGGAUGUUGAUAUGGUAUUUUUCCCGGUUUUGAGGCAUAAGCACAUAUAUCUUAUUGUUAUGAAUCUGAAGAAACGUGCUUUUGAGGUUAUCGAUAAUGGUGCAGAUGAUGCUGAUUUCGAUGAUAAGUAUGGUGCACUUUUUAAACCUCUUAAAAAGUCUUUUUUGAAGUAUCUAAAAGAGAUCGAUCAUGUUAAAGCAAUCGAAAUGGCUGAUAAAAAUCUUCCUCCAAUAUGUAGUAAAGAUGUGUUAUGUUCAAUGGAGAUAAUCUUUAUAAGUAAUGGUGGAAGUAUUCUUGGAGUCAGCUACAAUUUGUAUAAAAAUAUAGCUAGAAAUAUGAAGAACAAGAAUCUUGGAAAAUGGGGAACAUGA